Molecule: messenger RNA, 1119 nt
Organism: Ambispora leptoticha
Lineage: Eukaryota; Fungi; Glomeromycota; Glomeromycetes; Archaeosporales; Ambisporaceae
Source: the annotation of a GenBank genome assembly
AUGCCAAUUAAACCAAUUAAAAGGAGAAUCUACAGUGCUUCGACCAAUUAUAAAGAAAAUAAUAAGUCAGUUAUCAAGGAGCACAAAGACCAGCAAAAUGAUGAAGAAAAAAAGUAUGCUAAAAUAAAAAAUCAAAGAAAUAAGAAAUCGAAAGCGGACGUGAUGAAAUUCACGAUGAAACUAACAACAAUAUACAUCGAUAGUAAUAGGAACGAUGAUACGAAAAGGAUCGGAGACGACGAUGACGAAAAUUUGGUGGUAAUUGUGGACGAUGAAGAUGACAACAACACGGUAAACAAUCCUAGUAACAACGACGAUAUCGACGAGAACUUGAACGAAUGGUUAACUCGCUUGAUGGAGUCUCAAAGCAAAUUUCAGGCUGUUGCAGAUGCCGCAUCACAAAUAGCAGACGGAUUCGAGAAAUUUGCAAAUUCUAUGUCUCUUCUUUGCAAAAUGCCUUCAACGCAACAUAAUUUUAUUAUUCCUAUGAUGAACCUCGUUGGGAGUAAUUCAAUAAAUACAAAUCUAAAUCACCUCAAUAGUAAUAUUAACGAUUAUAACAACAACAUCGUUAAUAACAAGCACAAAAACCGACAGCAGCAGAACGUAAACUUAUACGAACAAGGAAUCGAACAAAGUCAAUCCAUGGACGGAAGUAAAUUCGAGCAAACAUCCGAUAGUGAAAACUAUUUCUCUUCGUAUUCGUCGUCAUCAAAGAGAAUUGAAAGUUCCUCGGCAUAUGUUUCGUCACCUUCGUCUAUAUCUUCCUAUUCUAUGUCAUCCGCCCACAUGAAUAGAAGAAUUACACGCCGUGCAUUCAACGAGGACGAUAGAAAAGGAAGAGAAUGGACUCUCAACGAACGAGCUGCUUUGACCCGAGAACUCAUCAAAUGUUACCGACGUCGAAGAAACCUCACUCAGUCACAACUAUGUGAAGAGAUUAUCUCAUGCGCAGAUCAAGAUAUUGGGAUAAAAUUAAAUAAGGUAAUCUCAGCUUACUUGAACUUAAAAUCACUUCCUAUUCGACCUUCGGUGUUGGAAGCUACUAAACGAUGGGUUGAUAAAGAGAAUGUGAAAAGACGUGCAAGGAAAUUGAGGAAUCGAAAAUCAGUUCUGUAA